Brienomyrus brachyistius is the source of this 3642-nucleotide messenger RNA. It is a transcript of the gene oprd1b, whose product is annotated as opioid receptor, delta 1b. Bases 366 to 1490 code for a protein of 374 amino acids. Gene Ontology annotation, molecular function: G protein-coupled enkephalin receptor activity; neuropeptide binding. The record is from RefSeq and is a predicted model, not a curated record. NCBI's taxonomy places the organism in Eukaryota, Metazoa, Chordata, Actinopteri, Osteoglossiformes, Mormyridae. Gene Ontology annotation, biological process: neuropeptide signaling pathway; G protein-coupled opioid receptor signaling pathway. The transcript is spliced from 3 exons. Gene Ontology annotation, cellular component: membrane; neuron projection.
GGAGAGCGGCAAAGCCUUUCUGCUCGGGCGGACGGUGGGCUUUACUGCGCACCAGUCGCACCACUACCUUCCUACAUAUCGGAGUAUUUUACACGGAUUCCCUGCUACAGCUGCGCCUUACGCUCGCAACACUAGAUACAUUUUGAGAAGGUUUGACUCAAUUCCUCCUCCCUCCAUUCAGGACUGGGAAAAAACACCCGGGACGAUUUCAUUUCAGCAUGACUACUAGAUGAGAUCGGGCUUUUACCAGCGGACCGCUACUUAGAACAAUCGGAACAGCCUCACUGUGAAGUUAGGAGAUCGGGACUGCGCAGCGUUUGCUGGCCACUGCUCACUUUGGCUUAAAGUUACGGAGGAGAGGAGCGAUGGAGCUCUCCACCGUGCCCGGUUCUGAAUUCGCCGACCUUUACUCGGUGAUCCCGUUCAACGUCACAUUUCAGGAAGACCCGAUGGGGUUCAUGCCUAACGGGAGCAACUACACGGAGCAAAGCCCAGUAAAAAGCGCCACGAGUAUAAUAAUCGCCAUAUCAAUAACGGCUCUGUACUCCGUGAUCUGUGUGGUGGGACUGCUCGGAAACAUUCUGGUGAUGUACGGAGUGGUGAGGUACACAAAAAUGAAAACUGCCACCAACAUCUACAUCUUCAACUUGGCCCUGGCAGAUGCCUUGGCCACCAGUACGCUGCCCUUCCAGAGUGCCAAGUACCUGAUGAACACCUGGCCCUUUGGAAAGUUCCUCUGCAAGGUGGUCAUCGCCAUCGACUACUAUAACAUGUUCACCAGCAUCUUCACUCUAACCAUGAUGAGCGUGGAUCGCUACAUCGCUGUCUGCCACCCCGUGAGGGCUCUCGACUUCCGCACACCCAUCAAGGCAAAGAUCAUCAACGUCUGUGUCUGGAUACUGUCCUCUGCCGUUGGCGUCCCCGUUAUGAUAAUGGCAGUCACCAAAGUAACUGACAAAGGUAAAACUGUCUGUAUGUUGAAGUUCCCAUAUCCAGACUGGUACUGGGACACGGUGACCAAGAUUUGUGUGUUCAUCUUCGCCUUCUUGGUGCCUGUGCUAGUCAUCACCAUCUGCUACGGGCUGAUGAUCCUGCGUUUGAAAAGUGUGCGACUGCUCUCGGGGUCUAAGGAGAAGGACAAGAACCUACGUCGCAUUACCCGCAUGGUGCUGGUGGUCGUGGCUGCCUUCAUUAUUUGCUGGACACCCAUCCACAUUUUCAUCAUUGUCAAGACCCUAGUGGAGAUCGACUCGAAGAACCCCUUCGUGGUCGCCAGCUGGCACCUCUGCAUUGCCUUGGGCUACACUAACAGUAGCCUCAACCCAGUUCUAUAUGCCUUCCUGGAUGAGAACUUCAAGAGGUGCUUCCGGGACUUCUGUCUGCCCUUCCGCUCCCGCAUUGAGCAGAACAGCUUCUCCAGGGCCCGGAACACCACCCGCGAACCUGUUUCCGUCUGCGCCCCGUCGGAGGCUGGGAAGAAGCCAGUAUGACUAGACAUGGACCAGAUGCCCCAUGGUUCCCGCUCUAGGAGGGUUCAGCAAGACCUGCAGUCUGAGAUUACCCAGAUCUCAACCACAGAGUUCUGAUUCUCCUUAAUGGAGUGUCAAAGCACUUGACAGGACUUUGCUGAAAGAUGAUUUACCCCCACCUUCUGCCUGUGACUCUCAUCUCUGCCUUUGACAACAGGGCAGGUUGCAAAGUACAGUAGCAUGUAGCAUUUCCGCAAGUGUGAGAAAACAAUGAGAAGCACACCGCACAAAGAAUAUGCUAAAUAAGCCUGCUUUGAGAUCAACAUUCUUUGCAGACAUGGUGGUGGGGGUUGGAGCGGGAUAUCAGAGGUAAAUGGUCCAAGCAUAAAUGGACAGUUGCGACGCUAAUAUGGGUACCUUGCAGGAAAUGUGCCCAUACAUACAGAUUUCACUCCAAGAUAAGUAAGAGCUAGACUGACAUUCGGUAAUAACUCGCUAAGGUUAACAGGGUAUAAAUGAAUUCAGAUAUAGCUAUAAACAAGCAAGAGUAUACACAUUAUGAUAGCACACCAUAUAUCCACAAUAUUUAUGUCUGGAAAAAAACAUUAUUUGUGGUUUUAAUAAUUAGCUCCGAUCCUUUUUCAUUGGCUCAAUAAUUGCUUAUAGCUUUUUUACUUCAGAUUUUAAUUAGCGUCAAAGAGAGUCUUGACCCGAUGCAAGACACUCCCAAGGCUGAGUGUUGCAUCGUCUGUGUUUCUUAGGCUUAGUAUUUGGUAUGAAUGUAAAACUCUUUCCAAGACUUUAAGACCAACAUGUUUAAAAGUGUUGCUGUACCAUUUGGAUGAUGUAUGUGAAGUGACAUGAAGGUCAUGAAGAAGCCAGACUAGCCCUAGACACCAGCCACUGCCAGUUUAACGCUGCAGUAAUUUGGCAUGGGAUUCUUCAUCAGGAUUUCUAGAACGUACUUAAUUUCUGAAUGACACUACAUGACAGUGCGAACACUUUUACUCAACAACCAGAUCAACAGCAAAGAAUUAAAGAAGACCUUUUAUGUGGAACUAUGGAAGCUAAAAAGUAAACCAUGAUGUCCAGAAGGUCUGAAACACGCAUGACUGAGGACUUAAGAUCUUACAUGACAAGUUAACUUGCUUCAAGAAGCAUCAUCUGAUCUGAUACAAUCCGAAGUACAUCUUUACUUCAUCUUCAAGAUAAAUUUCUGGCAGUCAGACAUAGAUUGCUUUCCUUUCGAAGCCGAUGGUGAGGGAAUGUGCGCUGUCCAGGGCAGGAGAAGACAAUCCAAUCUUACCGUAGUGGAUAUUGGAGCCCUAUUUUACAUUUGCAAGAUGUGCGUUUUUAAAUGCGCCGGAGAUUUUUCAACUGCUUUUCUUAUUGGUGUUUUUGCAAGCUGAAUAAUGCCAUGCACUGUGAACAUUACCCAGUUCUGUUGUCAAGCAGAACAAAAUGCCUCAAAGACCUCAUGCUCAGAUCAUGCUGUUUAUAGGAUACAACAAAGCAUGCUAUUACUGUCUUAUUUCAAGGGAGUGGUUGGACCAUUGACUAAAACUGUUAUCAUUAUAAAAAGAUAUAUGACGCAGGUUCCAUAGUCUAAAGUGAAUUUCUGAAUCCCGUUAGGAAGAAUAUGAAAAACAAGCAGCUAAUAAAUGCUGAGAUUACAGCAAUAGAGAGGCGAGGAGAUGCGUGACUGAUACUGCUGUUAACUGAUGGCAUUUAGUCUUGAGCCCAUUGAGAGUAUUGAGAGUCAUUGGGGAAGCUGAUAGGUUGAUGUGAAUCAACAGGGAUUCUCAGUAAUGCAGGAAUAUAACAGUGAGCAUUCAGCCCCUGACCUCACGCUUGUUGUACAGCUGCCCCGAUACCUUGCAAUACAACACUGGUCACAUUUUAGCAGCGGUUCAGUAGGAAACUUUAGUACCACAUAAAUAGUCUUUUAUUUGACAUGAUGUAAUCUGCCCACUUAAGUGACAAAGGGAGUUUAACAUACUUUAAAAAGUGAAAUGGAAUAAUAGAGGGCAAAUUAUCAAGAAGUCACAAGAAGUCAACUUGUAUUCUUUUGUUGAGAAUAAUACAAAAAUGGGUGGCAAAAAUAAUGUAGUACUGCAAUCAGUGUUAUAUUCAACGAAAGUGGGUAGAAAAUGCUGGGAAUAUUACAGGGAAU